Hibiscus syriacus is the source of this 1230-nucleotide messenger RNA. Its product is annotated as polyadenylate-binding protein-interacting protein 10-like. Lineage: Eukaryota; Viridiplantae; Streptophyta; Magnoliopsida; Malvales; Malvaceae. The transcript has 10 exons. Bases 75 to 1046 code for a protein of 323 amino acids. Gene Ontology annotation, molecular function: RNA binding. The record is from RefSeq and is a predicted model, not a curated record.
AAGCCUUGUAGUCUGUUUUUCGCCCAUUGAUUUGCAUUUCUUUGUUUACAGAGGAGUCUGAAGAGCAUUUGAUAAUGACGGUCGCUGAUAAUUCCGGGGCGAAAAUCAGGUCAUCGGGUCGAAAUGCGGAGAACACUUCGGAAGUUAAGUCCGAAGAAGAAAAACCAGCAGCAGCUGUUAACGGCAAUGACAAUGGCGGUUCGGCUGAGAAGAAUAAACAGAAAAUGCUUAUUGAGCUUAGCAGCGUCGAAAAUGGGGGAAAUGGUGAAAUUUUGAAGAAGGAAAUGAGUGAUUUGGCAGAGAUGUUGUCUAAGCUCAACCCCACGGCUGAGGAAUUCAGACCCCCUUCCAUUCCUAAUAAUCAGAAUCUUAAAGAGAAUCGAUUUUCUGGAAAUGGAAAGAAGAAGAGCAAUGAUAAGCGUAGUCAGGGGAAGAGAAUGUUGAACAAGAAAACUGACAUUAUUCAGGAAGAUGAUGCAAUUAGGAACACUGUUUAUGUUACUGGUUUUGAUCAUCAGGUUACUGAGGAGCUUCUUGCUGGUCUCUUUCUGAGUUGUGGACCGAUCGUUGAUUGUCGCAUAUGUAGUGAUCAUAUUUCAGCUCUCCGGUUCGCCUUCGUCGAGUUCUAUAAUGAAGAUGAUGCAAAGGCUGCUUUGAAUUUGUCCGGAACAAUUCUUGGGUUUUACCCUUUGAAAGUGCUGCCUUCCAAGACUGCAAUCGCACCUGUUAAUCCAACAUAUUUGCCCAACUCGGAGGUCGAGCGAGAGAUGUGUUUGAGGACUGUUUACUGUACAAACAUACACAAGAAGGUUACUAAAACUGGUGUCAAGCUCUUCUUCGAAUUUUUGUGUGGAAAGGUUCAACGCUUGAGGCUACUGAAAGACUCUAAUCAUCCAACCAACAGUGCUUUUAUCGAGUUCACUACGGCUGCGAGUGCCAUUGCAGCUCUCAACUGCAGUGGUGCAAUUCUGGGAUUAUUUCCAAUAAGGGUAGCUACGUCAAAGACACCAAUUCGCCGCCGUGCUCCUCACCCUGCAACACACUGAAUCAUCCUUGCUUGUUUCUUUCUCCAAGACUGAUCAACCACCCAUAGAUGUAUACACACACACGUCGGUUGAUACUCUCGGAGUUGGUGUUACUUACAGUGGUUUAAGUGCAUUGUUGCUUUGUUUUAACUUAUAGAGUUGUAUGUGAUUUUAAAGACAUGAAUGUACUAGUUUAUGUUGGCAU